Blastomyces gilchristii SLH14081 is the source of this 3071-nucleotide messenger RNA. Its product is annotated as SPX domain-containing protein. Lineage: Eukaryota; Fungi; Ascomycota; Eurotiomycetes; Onygenales; Ajellomycetaceae. The transcript has 2 exons. Bases 309 to 2729 code for a protein of 806 amino acids. The record is from RefSeq and is a predicted model, not a curated record. Gene Ontology annotation, cellular component: vacuolar transporter chaperone complex; fungal-type vacuole membrane.
GGGGAAUCAAACCAGCCUCAUCAUUGUAUUCUUUCUGAUUCUUCCAAGCCAUCAGGUGCAGAAAAGGACAACUCUGAAACUGUGGUCGAGUCAAAGUCAUUGGCUGUAUAUAUGUGUAUAUAUAUAUAUAUACAGAACCUCCGCUAAUUGUUUCGGGGCUACCUACGCGACUAUUGUUGGUCAAUUGCCCAUUGAGCCGCUAUUUUGAUUCAACCACACAUCUAACAUCUGGACGUUGCUGUUCAGCUUCGAUACAAAGGGCAUCUACCAACCACAUCGCUUCUCCCAUUAACCCGGCGCCCGUUACCAUGCGUUUCGGCCUCACCCUCAGAAACUCUAUUUAUCCGCCUUGGAAGGACCAUUACAUCGACUACAAGAAACUCAAACAGCUGCUGCGCGAGCAUGAAACCAGGGACGGCUCGCAGGAUGGAAGUAGUGAUGAAAGCCCCGAAUGGACGGACCAGGAUGAGGAGACUUUCGUUCAGGAGCUUAUCAAUGUUCAGCUCGACAAGGUCAAUGCCUUCCAGGUCAACACCUAUAAGCAACUACGGGAUCGGACCUCAGACUGCGAGGCCAAGCUAGAACCGUUGGUUGUUAAGGAUGACGGUUCUCAUCAGGUAAAGGAUCCCGAUCAGAGGAGGGAGACGGCUGAGAGCGCCAUGAAAGACCUGGAUGCGAUUACCAAGGAGCUUAGUGAGUUGGAAAAGUUCAGCCGUAUCAAUUUUACUGGGUUUCUAAAGGCCGCAAAGAAACAUGAUCGGAAAAGAGGCACUCGCUAUAAGGUAAGGCCACUGCUUCAGGUGCGAUUGUCCCAGCUUCCGUUUAAUUCGGAAGACUAUUCCCCGCUUCUCUAUCGACUCUCGACUAUGUACUCCUUCAUCCGCCAGAACCUGGGCCACAUUGGCCACGAACAAUCUACUGAAGGAGCGCCCGCGGUGGAUGUGCACUUGGGCCAGGAUGCAUAUACCUCGCAUAAAUUUUGGGUGCAUAUGGACAAUGUCCUAGAAGUGAAAACGUACAUUCUCCGCCGCCUGCCCGUUCUGGUUUACAACCCCAGCGUGUCCGCCAAAGACCUACAAAUGACCCAUAAGGACCCCACAAUUACUUCUCUUUAUUUUGAUGGUCCCAAGUUUGAAUUGUAUAACCAGAAGGUUGCUAAAACCCCUGGUGCCAGCUCGUUGCGUCUUCGCUGGACUGGCCAAUUGAAAGAUCGACCAGAGAUUUUCCUAGAGAAGAAAGCCAUGAGUGACGGGGAUAGCAGCAAGGAAGUCAAAGUCCGCCUCAAGGAGAAGCAUAUCAAAUCAUUCCUAAAGGGGGAAUACAAAAUGGAAAAGAUCAUUAACAGGAUGGAGAACCGUGACGUUCUGGCUUCAGAGGAUGCUGAUGCUCUGAGGAGGGAUGUUGAGGAAAUACAGUCCUUCAUUCGAGAGAAGAAGCUCGACCCUGUUUUGCGAGCUACUUAUACUCGAACUGCAUUCCAGAUUCCAGGCGAUGAUAAACUUAGGAUAUCCCUCGACACAGAUCUGGCUCUAAUCAGAGAAGAUUCGCUGGAUUUCGAACGUCCAUGUCGAGAUCCCGAUAAUUGGCAUCGCACAGAUAUUGACGAUAGGGAGAUGGAGUUUCCGUUUUCAGAAAUCCGCCCCGGCGAAAUCUCUCGAUUCCCUUAUGCCCUACUAGAAAUCAAAGUACGAGGAGGUAACCUACGCAGAGCAAACAAGGAAUGGCUGCUCGAUUUAAUGUCAUCCCACCUCGUCAAGGACGCUCCUCGAUUUUCUAAAUUUGUCCACGGUGUCGCAGAACUUUUCGAAGAUCACGUUAACAGCUUCCCUUUCUGGCUCAGCGAACUGGAGACUGACAUCCGUCGAGACCCCGAAAUUGCCUUUCAGGAAGAGCAAGAAAGAAUUGCAAAACAAGCGGAAGAUGAGCUUGCAGUAGGAAGCUUUCUAGGAACAGGUAGUCGUCACAGUCCUUCAACCCGGCCCAUGGUUGGAUCACCCAUCCACAGGGUAUUUUCUGCCGAAUCCACCCCAGCAGAAAGCACGCGGCCAGUUGACAGCACCCGACCCCUCACAUCCGAAUCGCAACCUAUCCCCAUCCAAGAACCAGGGACAUUAUCCCCACCCCCUUCACUGCCACCCUCUCGCCCCUCCGGUUUACUCUCAUUCAUCCCACUCACCAUGUCCCGCUACGCCGCCGCGCACAGACAGCCCUCCUCCCCACUCCCACCCGGAGUUCGCGCCCCACGAACGUGGAUCAAGGACUCCGGCCCCGUCCGCGUCGAAGCCAAAGUAUGGCUGGCCAAUCAGCGCACCUUCAUAAAAUGGCAGCACAUAUGUGUAUUGCUUGCCACGCUCUCGCUAGGUCUAUAUAACGCUGCUUCUGACGAUAAUACCAUUGCGCGCUCGCUGGCGAUCGUAUACACGUUCUUUGCUGUCUUUGCGGGUUGCUGGGGGUGGUGGAUGUAUGUGACGCGGGCGCGGUGGAUUCGUGAGCGCAGCGGGCGGGAUUUCGAUAAUGUGGCUGGGCCCAUGGUUGUUUGUUUGGGCUUGGCUGUGGCGCUUGUGCUGAAUUUUUGGUUUAAGUACACCGCAAAGGUAUGGAAUGCGGAUGAGCCCAGUUCUCCUAAAGGCUCGACUACCUCCCCGGCAAACGCCACCAAGCAGGCUGUAGAGGGUGCGUGGAUGCUUGUUAAUCAAGCUGCUGCCGCGGCUGGCCGAGGGGGGAUAUAAUGCAUGAUACAUGAGCCUAAAUAAUAUUGUAACUGGACGCUCUGGGCAAAUGUCAAUAUAUAUGAAAAUUUAACACCCUAAAAGUCGGAGAAUAUGUCGAAAUGAGUAGUUGUUUGUCCGAAUUGACGAUAGUUUGUAUAUUCUGUAUAUAUCUGAUGAUCUACUAUAUGAUAAACAGUUGAUAGGGGCGGCAGUAAAUAUGGAGACAAAAUCCUGACGAUGAGCUCUUUUUUGGGAGGAUUUUUUUUUCUCCUAUUCCCUUUGAGUAUAUAGCCCACUAUUUUUGUAGUUAUGCUGAAUAUUAUAAUUUUUUGAAUACUAAUUUUUAUAUUGAGUGGGAAG